Callithrix jacchus (white-tufted-ear marmoset) is the source of this 8304-nucleotide messenger RNA. It is a transcript of the gene MTMR9, whose product is annotated as myotubularin related protein 9. Lineage: Eukaryota; Metazoa; Chordata; Mammalia; Primates; Cebidae. Gene Ontology annotation, biological process: negative regulation of autophagy; phosphatidylinositol dephosphorylation. The record is from RefSeq and is a predicted model, not a curated record. Gene Ontology annotation, molecular function: protein phosphatase binding. Gene Ontology annotation, cellular component: cytoplasm.
UAUGUCAUUUAAAACAAUUCUAGAAAGUGUUUUAUUUUAAGAAGGGAACAUUUUAAGAAGGGCAAAAUCAAAAGCAUGGACCAGUGUUGGAUGACCUGAUGAGGUUGUGGCAAUUUACUUCGUGAAUUCUGUGAGAUUUUGUUCAACUUGCUGGGCUUAGGUACUAGAUGGUGAGGAUUUCAAAGGUCAAUGAAGGCACAGCAGACCAGCACUCAAACAUAUUGCUCUUCUAUUUCCUAUUUUUGAAUAAAAAUGUCAGUUUCAAGUGGGCGGUUGGAAAGGAACAAGCAAAGGAGUAAUUAUUUGGAUCAAUGUUUGGCGUAAUGAGGGCGUCUGACGGGGAGGCUGUGCGGUGGUGACCGAUGCGCUGGGUUUCAUAGCUGCAGGCUGAAGCCCAGGCUCUGCUGCAGGGUAACUGGGUGGCCUCCACCAAGUCAAGUAACUUGCUCUUCUGUGCACUGCAUCUACAGCUACUUGGCUUCCUCUCACAGGUAUUCUUGUUUUUCCUCUUUUUUGCUCUAGGUCACACGUCGUGGCGCGGCGCUCUCGGGGAGCCUGUGGAGCGACCCUGUGUCCCUCCCUGACCCCUGGAGGAUUCCCCAAGGUCACAGUCACCACCUCCAUCCUAUACUUCCCAUCUCUUCAUAGCUAACGCAUAACAACUGUCACAAUUAACAGGAGCCCCACACUCUGAAGAGCUUCUGGAGGGGAGCUCUACUCAAGAAUAGGGAAGCAAGGCAGGGACCUCCCCCCGUCGUCCUUUCUUCUUCGGUCUUUUCUGCUGAGGAAUAUUUUUAGGUGGGUGAGAAGGGCAGCGGGAGGGCGUGAAGGCAAAAGACAAGCUUUUUUCUCGUAGGAACUCAAAUCUUCCGUUCUGGCUGUGGUUUCGGAGGCAUUUCUAGAGUACCUAGAAGGUAGCGACUUCCGGCUACGACCGCGUCUUCCGAGUUUCGAGAUCGGUUGCUUCCGCCCAGAGUUGCUAUGAGCUCCAGCAGCAAGUAGCCACUUCCGCCAGGAGUCCCUAGCGGCCAGGGCGUGGAAGUGGGCCCCUAGGCGGCAUCCUCCUUCUUCCCUCUGCCUGCCCAGGCGGGACCGGGUGCCCAGCGGCAGUGGCGGUCCCUGGGCCUGUGGAAAGGCGUUCUCUGUGGCCGAGUCCUGGCCUAGCGGACCGGGCGGUGCUAGAGAAGCGCCCGGGCCUAACCCAGCCCCAGCUGCUGUCUCCCGCGGCCGGUGCCAGCGACUGCAGGCCUCGCCGCGCCCACCCUUUCUGGGACGGGCCCAACCUCACCGUCCGGCAGCCCCGCCCCACGGGCCAGCCCCGCGCCGGGUAGUUCCGCUUAUCUCCCUGCGGCGGGGUAACCGCCUCGCACCUCCCAGACUCGGUUCCCUGGCUCCGGCCGCGGGGGGAGCAUGGAGUUUGCGGAGCUGAUUAAGACCCCGCGGGUGGACAAUGUGGUGCUGCACCGGCCUUUCUACCCGGCCGUCGAGGGCACCCUGUGUCUGACGGGCCACCACCUCAUCCUGUCCUCCCGGCAGGACAACACGGAGGAGCUGUGGCUCCUCCAUUCAAACAUCGACGCCAUCGACAAGCGAUUUGUGGGAUCACUGGGUACCAUCAUCAUAAAAUGUAAAGAUUUUCGAAUUAUUCAGUUGGAUAUUCCUGGAAUGGAGGAAUGCUUGAAUAUAGCCAGUUCCAUUGAGGCAUUGUCUACCCUGGACUCCAUCACUCUGAUGUAUCCUUUCUUUUACCGUCCUAUGUUUGAAGUGAUAGAAGAUGGCUGGCAUUCCUUCCUUCCUGAGCAAGAGUUUAAACUCUAUUCCUCAGCUACCAGUCAGUGGAGGCUAAGCUAUGUCAAUAAGGAAUUUGCUGUCUGUCCCACUUACCCACCAAUUGUCAUCGUGCCUGAAUCCAUUGAUGAUGAAACUCUUCGGAAGGUGGCUACGUUUCGACAUGGAGGGCGCUUCCCAGUACUAAGCUAUUAUCACCAAAAAAGUAAGAGGGUAAUUAUGCGGAGUGGCCAGCCACUCACCGGCACAAAUGGGAGGAGGUGCAAGGAAGACGAGAAGCUGAUCAAUGCUACCCUCAGGGCGGGGAGUCGUGGUUACAUCAUUGACACCCGAUCCCUGAACGUGGCUCAGCAAGCCAGAGCCAAAGGAGGUGGCUUUGAACAAGAAGCCCAUUAUCCCCAAUGGAGGCGAAUUCAUAAGUCCAUUGAGAGGUAUCACAUUCUUCAGGAAAGCUUAAUCAAACUCGUGGAAGCUUGUAAUGACCAAACACAUAACAUGGACCGAUGGCUCAGUAAAUUGGAGGCCUCUAACUGGCUGACUCACAUCAAAGAGAUUCUGACAGCUGCCUGCCUCGUGGCUCAGUGCAUCGACAGGGAAGAAGCGUCAGUACUGAUUCAUGGGACAGAAGGAACUGAUUCCACACUCCAGGUUACCUCCCUGGCCCAGAUCAUCUUGGAGCCAAGAAGCAGGACCAUUCGUGGUUUUGAGGCCCUGAUUGAGAGAGAGUGGCUGCAGGCUGGUCACCCGUUCCAGCAGCGCUGUGCACAGUCAGCCUACUGUAACACCAAGCAGAAGUGGGAGGCUCCUGUAUUUCUUCUCUUCUUGGACUGCGUGUGGCAGAUCCUUCGUCAGUUUCCCUGUUCUUUUGAAUUUAAUGAGAAUUUCCUCAUCAUGCUCUUUGAGCAUGCUUAUGCCUCACAAUUUGGAACAUUUCUGGGCAACAGUGAAAGUGAAAGAUGUAAGUUGAAGCUACAGCAGAAGACAAUGUCUUUGUGGUCCUGGGUCAAUCAGCCCAGUAAGCUGAGUAAAUACACCAAUCCCCUCUUUGAAGCCAACAACCUCGUCAUCUGGCCUUCAGUUGCUCCGCAGAGUCUUCUGCUGUGGGAAGGUAUUUUCCUACGUUGGAAUAGAUCCUCUAAGUAUUUGGAUGAAGCAUAUGAAGAAAUGGUUAACAUCAUUGAAUAUAAUAAGGAAUUACAAGCAAAAGUCAAUAUCCUUAGAAGGCAGUUGGCAGAACUGGAAACAGAGGAUGAGAUGCAAGAGAGUCCCUGAAAGGUCUCCUCACACCCUUCGCAAGGACCUUCCUGGGCCUGUGUCCACCUCUCUCUCCUUGUGCCCUUCAAUUCACUUUUAUACGGUAGCCUUGAAGUGAAGGCUUUAGACGUGGGUCCCCUCUAAUGUAACGGAUUUCUCAAUACUGUAUGAAUAAUGAAACUAUCAUAACUCAUGUUUCAUGUGGCCUGUUAGGUCCUGUCACUUGGAGCAGGAAGGAGGUGCUAGUCAUUUUAUUUUUACGUGAAAUAGAUGACCUAUUUAAUGCCAUUUGUGUUCACGCCAUUUUAUCCAAAGCUUUUUUUCUGUGUCCACUCCCUAAACAGCAUUCUAGAGCAGUCAAGGAGACAGUUAAUCUCUCUAGGGACUAUUUGGUGGUUUAAAAAAAGGGUCAGACUUUUAAACACUCUGAGCAUAGAAAUGUUUCUCAAAAUAGUAGUGACUGAUAAAGCAAGAAUUUUGUGUUUAACAUACCAUUUCCAGUGUCUUUGCCACAUAAAAUACCUAUUUUCUUCAAAAUCGUUUUGGACUAACGAAGCUGAAUCUGUUCUCAUUCUUGUUUGUCAAGAAAGGAAAAUCUGUUGUUGAAGGUAAAUUAUUUCUUCAAGCGCAACAGGUGCGGCCCUCUGAUAUUUACAUUGAGAAGAGUGAAAUUUAUUUUCAGGUAGACACUAAAAGUAUGUGCAAUACAGAAGUAAAGUAGGAAUUUGUUACUGGUUGAGAAUUGCUACUGUUGAAUUGUUUUUAUUUUAGGUUUUGACCAUACAUAGACAAUGUGUAUCAAAUGCUGGUUGUAAAAUUAAAUCAUCAUCUAGAAUAGAGUUAAUUUGUUAUAAUCAAGCUACACAUACGGUUUUCUUAAACCAGAGGUGAUGCACUGCCCUUGUCUAAAGUUCUUACUGCACUGGUUUAUGUGUGUAUGUGUGUUUUACUGCGUGUGUGGUUUUAGUUUGUAAGUAUUCUAAGAGUUUACUAAUACUAACGUUAAAAUUCUCAUGUUAACCUGAGCCUUUUGCAGAUUUAUUUUGACUCUAUUGAUUUGUCCAUUAUGUGUUAAGCAAAUACAGCUUAAGUGAAGGGGGAAGUUUAUAAACAUGAAGUAACUCUGUGUUUCCAACUUCAGGACAGAUUGGAGUGUUUCAGUGUUACAGAAACAGUGAUGGCCGUGUUCAUGCUCUGCUAGUUUAUGUCUGCAACUCUAAAUAUUUGUGGUUUGGUAUUUCGCACCUACAUUUCUGUUAGGUGACAUUGCUCAUUUUAAUAAAUACGACCAAUUCUAGUUUUUCUUUAAAAGGAUAGUCAUGAGUAAUCUUUAAAACCAUUUCUGUACCAUCUGUAUAUAACCAUUUUGGUAAAGAACACACCACACUGAACCCUGCUUUAGAGCUGUGUGUUAAGCUAAAAACGUAAUUUUUUUUAAAUAGACUAGUAAAAUCUGUGGCCACAUUGAGAGCCUUUGAAAAUGGCAAAUACUUUUUUCAUCACCAGUUGCCCAAGUUUUAUCUUUCUUCUGCUUCCUCAGCCUCGUAGCAAAGGCUGGACAGCAGCCCAUAGUCCACAGUCUCUUUGGGAGAAUUUGCCUGCUGCCUUCUUUAAGCUCAGUUUAUUCUUGACUUAUUUCUUUGCUGUAGUUAUGAACCUUGAGGCAUUAAAACCCCAUGGCAAGGAGCAUAAGAGGUGUUCUUAUAUCUCUGCAUUGUGUGAAGUGUCCGUCUUAGUUUUGUAAAAAAAAGAAACAGCCUCGCUUUUUUGUGUCCCUCAGAAUUGCUUGCUAUGUCUGUUAAUACAGCUCACCCUUUUGUUUUCUCCUCUUUUUGUCUCGAGAUUGUAUGUGAAGGAGCCUUUUUCUUCUCAGCUAACAGGCAUGUAAGGAAAACCAUCUAGAGAGUUUUCUUUAGAAGUGACUCCCAUUAGCUGUGUGUGUGCCUGUAGUCUCAGCCACUAGGGAGGCUGAGGCAGAAGGAUCCCUUGAGCCCAGGAGGUUGAGGCCGCAGUGAGCCAUGAUCACAUCAGUGCACUCCAGCCUCAGCAACAGAGCGAGACCCUGUCUCUAAAGAAAAAACCGGAAGUGAUUCCUACUGCUUAUAUUGAUAGGCCCAUAGGACUUCCAUGGGUGGAAACUUGUGAGGGAGUUUGUAUUAGGCUUGGUCAUGGAGCGCUUUCUGUGCCAUCAAGUUAGACCCAUCUUCCUGAUGAACAUUUGCUGUGCGAGCCAGAGUAUAAUCAUAGCACGGAAUUUGCACUUCGUCUUCUCUGUCUUACUGAGACAAUAAUCUAUACUGUUUUGGCAAGUUUGCAUUUUAGUAUUAAUUUAUAAAUAGAGGCUGUCCAAACUUCAGGUCUGUUUGCAGGUUGUAAAAAUAAACUUUGGUGUCACUGCAUCUUCAGAAGUGUCAUUUGGUAAUGCAAAUACUGGAGUUUUCGCAAAGCCAAAAACUCUGUCAAAAAUAAGUACAUUAUCAGGCCGGACGCAGUGGAUCCCAGCACUUUGGGAGGCUGAGGCGGGUGGAUCACGAGGUCAAGAGAUUGAGACCAUCCUGGUCAACAUGGUGAAACCCUGUCUCUACUAAGAAUACAAAAAUUAGCUGGGCAUGGUGGCACGCGCCUAUAGUCCCAGCUACUUGGGAGGCUGAGGCAGGAGAAUUGCUUGAACCCAGGAGGCGGAGGUUGCAGUGAGCCUGGGUAACAAGAGUGAAACUCCGUCUCAAAAAAAAAGUACAUUAUCAGUACGAUUGGAAGAGGGUUUUUAGUAGUACUGUUAAGUUUGUCCUUUCUUGGAUAAGAGUAAAUAACAUGGAUACACUCACGAGAAGACACUUGUCAGACAUUGCACUUGGAGAGCUGCCUUUGAUAAAUGUGGUAUUAAACACUUUAAUGAAGAGAAUGGUGAGUGAGCAGGCAGAUUGCCCCGGGGAGCCGGUGAUAAUCACACGAGAGAGAACCAGAUUCCUGCACAUUCAGCUUCUUCUCUAUUCAUGUAGAGUGAAAGCUGGUUUUUAUUUGGAGACACAUAAUGUAGGCCCCACAAAGGAUAUUUUUAAAAUACAAGGGAUCACCACAAUCCUCUAUCGAACAUAUAAGGAUCCUUAGAUUCAAAUAAAUACUUUUUUUUUAAAUCAGAAGAGCGUUGAUGGCUGAUUAUACAGUUUUCAAAACCUGAAGCUUUUUUGGUGGCAGGACUUUUCAAUAAGUAUUUAUUUGGCCCAAGUUUUUAUUUUGAUUUUAUUAAAUGGGAAGAAACAAGCAGAAAUAGUAACAUUUGGUAGGUUUAAAACAAUCUAUAAAUGUAUUUUGUUUCCAAGAAAACUUAGGAUCUCCAAGCAAGAUUUUAAAGUGAUUUAUGAGAAGACUUGGGGGGACAAUAAUAGACAUUCAUGUCAAGUCCCAUGUGGGGAAUUUUAAAACAUUUCUUUGAACUUUGAGGCCUUUAGAGGUGGGAUUGUAUUGCUUUUUGUUUUAAAGGAUGAAAUUUCAUGAGAUUUUAGUCUUUGAUUCAGUCAGUAUUUGGUUUAUGUUAAAUAAAAAAUCAGUAUCAUGGAAAAGAUUUGACCAUAAUUUACUUUCUUCAAGUGAAAAACAGGAAUAAUGUUUAGUUGCACUUUGAAAAACCUGCUUAAAGGCAUAACUCUUGUAGUUAUCUGGUUUCAGGAAUAGCUGUCCUAAUAAUCAGUCAGAAGUAGGUCAUCAGGUUCAGUUAUUGUCAGACCUUAAUCUGAGAGAAAGGUUUUGGUAUUUGCCUACUUCUAGACAGAAUGAAUGAAAACAGCACAAGGGUAUUAUGGACACUCUUUAUCAGAAGGGUAUUUCCUGGACCCAAAAUGGGCAAUAGUUAACAGUAGUCUAUCCUCUAUUCUGGAAGCUUUGAAAUUUAUUAGAGAAUGAAGUCAUUCAGUACAUCUAAUACAGUUUGUUUUUUUAAAUUGGGCAACCCUCAGAACUGAAGAGGUUCAGAGAGCUCCCAGGUUUGUGCUAUACCCCAAGACCACGUAGGUAAGCUACUGCUUAUUUCACAUGGGCCAGGCCUGUUCUCCUCCAGACCUGGUAUUCUAAGUUAUUACCAGAUGGUAUUUUUAUGUUACCCAUCAUCUUAAAAAAUAUUGUAAGACUGAUUUCUCCAUUUAUAUGUAUUCUCAGAUGAUGAGAUAUAUACUAUAAUUUUCUUAUAGUAUCAGUUUUCUUUAUUUUCUUGAAUAAAACUACGUCUACCUUCACUUGGUCUUUAUAAUCCACUGUCCACAGCAUCUUCCUUUAAACCAGUAGUCCCAGAAGAGACCCUCUGAAAUUCUAGGACUGGGUUUUGAAAUGUCUGAACUUACUAAGUCCUUUUUAAGAAACCCGACGUCCUAGCUCUUGAACUACACUGUGGAACAGUAGUUUGCACCCAAUUUAAUGGAAGUUGGUGGGGCUCACUGCAAACACUACAUUGUCCUGCAGAGUAAUUCUGAUGAGACUACUGAGUUCUAGAGCCCUUCUCUUCGACUGUCUGCAGGUCUACGGAGUAACUGUAUUUGUGAUGUGUAACAAAACUGAGCUGUACAACACUGCCUGUGUCUGUCUGGCCAAGACAUUUGCUUCACUUCUAAAAUGUACAUUUCUUUGGAGAGGUGAAUUAUUCUACCAAAUACGCCCUAAAUCUCAUUGUUUAAAAACCGUAUCGAUCUAAUACCAUCUACACAAAAAAUGUUGUACUUGCAGAACUUAGUUUAUUUAAAAAAAAAAAAAAAAAAAAGAAUGUGUAUUUCUUCAGUAGCCGGGCAUUUGGACUGUACUCGUGAUAUAUUUGAAUGUGACUCUUGGAUUUAAGUGCACUAUUAACUCAUGGCUUACACAAUAAAAUUGCACUGUAUGGCGAAUGUGUCUAUAAUGUAUGAUUUGCUAAAACUUCAAGAGUGCUGUAGGUACAGGUUUCUAUAUUGUGAACCUGUCUACACACACAUACAUAUAUAGUCUUAGGGAAAAAAGCUGAACUUUUGUAAGUCUGUGUAACAUUUUAAUAUUGUUUGGAAUAUUCACUAAGUGAUAAUUUCACCUAUAUCCUAUGACUGUAAUCAUUCACCUUGAGUUGGCCGGUUUGUCAACUGAAUUUACUGAAUCAAGAAACAGUCUUGUCGAAUGUGGUACUGUUCUUAGUGUGUGAUAUUCAUGUGUGGUGUUCCCUUGCCUCAGAGGACAGUUGCAGAGAUGGCUACUGUUACAUUUCUAUAGACAAUGGUAAUAAAAUUGGAAUAUAUUUGUGCUGAUAAA